Molecule: messenger RNA, 1375 nt
Organism: Trichechus manatus latirostris (Florida manatee)
Lineage: Eukaryota; Metazoa; Chordata; Mammalia; Sirenia; Trichechidae
Gene: SPINT2
Product: serine peptidase inhibitor, Kunitz type 2
Exons: 7
Coding region: 389-1147 (252 amino acids)
Molecular function (GO): serine-type endopeptidase inhibitor activity
Source: RefSeq, a predicted model, not a curated record
GCGCCCUUCACGCCCCACCUCGCCAGGUGCGUCGUGCCUCCGCCUCGCUCCGCCACGGUGCGUAGGUGCUGCCAGGCGUCCGCCAUUCGCUUUUGCGCCCACCGAGCGAUUGGGCGUGCCCAAAUUCUGGAUGGUGGGAGAGCCGCAGGGCGUCUCCGGGGGCUAGGGGGGGUAAGCGCGGCGGAGAAGGCAGUGUCCGCACCGCGAAGGUCCGAGAAAGCGUCUUCCCGGAACCUUGGGCGGGAGCGCCAGAGCGGCACCUCGCGGACCCUCGGCGAGCCCCCCGCACCUGAACUGCGCGUGCGCGGCCAGGGUCUUUCCGCCCCUGAUCGCGAGACCCCAACAGCCGGCGGCUCGACGACUCGCUGGGCAGUCGGUGAAGCCGGUCAUGGCGCCCCUGUGUGGGCCGAGGUGGUGCCGGGCGCUCCUUGCCCUGCUGGGCUCGCUGCUCCUCUCCGGGGCUGAGGCAGCCGACCGAGAAGGUGACAUCCACGGCUUCUGCCGCGUUCCCAAAGUGGUGGGAAGGUGCCGGGCCUCCCUCCCGAGAUGGUGGUACAACGCCACGGAUGGUUCCUGCCAGCUGUUUGUGUACGGAGGCUGCGAGGGAAAUGACAAUAACUACCUGACCGAGGACGACUGUCUGAAGAAGUGUGCCGGCAUCACAGAGAACGCUGUUGAUGUGCUGGCCGCCAGAGGGAAUGGAGCUGAGUCCUCUCUCCCGAGUGUUCCCAGAAGGCAGGAUUCCAAUGACCUCUCCAGCGAUGUUUUUGACUAUGAAGAAUACUGUACUGCCAAGGCGGUCACUGGGCCUUGCCGCGCAGCCUUCCCACGCUGGUACUUUAAUACCGAGAAGAACUCCUGCGAUAACUUCAUCUACGGAGGGUGUCGGGGCAAUAAGAACAGCUAUCAGUCCAAGGAGGAAUGCAUGCAGCACUGCCUGGGCAAGCAGUCGUACCCAGUCCUGUCCCACAGCUCUAAAGUUGUGGUCCUGGCGGGGCUGUUCAUGAUGGUCCUGCUCCUCUGCCUGGGAGCCUCUGUGGUCUGCCUGGUCAGAGUGGCCCGGAGGAGCCAGGAGGACACCCUCCGCACCGUCUGGAGCUCCGAGGACGACAAGGAGCACCUGGUGAAGAACACGUACACCCUGUGAACACCCGUUGCCUCCCCUGUUGAUAGAGAGUGCAGGGCAGCGGAGGGGAGACGGGGCAAUUGCAGAACACUUGUGCGCAUUUCUAAAAUAGAGGACUGACUUGUGCUCGUGACACCCAUAGGGCUUUGGGUCGUUUUGUUUCUCCAGAAGUAAGAAGGCCGCUUCUGCCAUCGUGGGGCGGGUGUGCUUUGGAAAUCCUCUGAGGGUAGGGCUUUGUGAUUCACGUUG